AAAAAAAACAUACAAAAAUGACAAGCUCAAGCAAUAAUCCACAUGUCACAACCGAAAAUUACUCAUAUCCAUACCCAUCAAAUCUUUCUGCAACAAGUUUUACUAGUGUGAAGCUGAGUGGUAGGGACAACUAGUGGAAAUCACAGAUGCUAUGCCUCCUAAGAAGUCAUGGUAUGUUUCGUUACACAGAUGAAACUCCUGUAAGCAGUCAACCCAGUAUCUACGGGAAGGAGAAAGUGGGUGGCCAUCAAUGGCUGUGGACAAAAUCAAAUGACACCGUUAUCAAAGGUUGGAUUCUUGGUUCUCUCUCUCAGGAACCACUCAGGUAUGUUUUGAAUAGUCUCACAGAAAAACGCGAUGAAAGCAAUCGACGCGAUCAACACAAUGAACGUGAUGAUCAACCAGCAGAUUCUGAUUUUAGUGCGAAAGAUGUUUGGGAUGAACUGCAGACUAUCUAUGGUCCUUCAAAUAAACAAGAAGAAGAACUACCUUAUGAUCAGAGAACAAUCUUUGAAGCUAUUUUAUCAGGAAAUUGGGAAGAAGUGGAUGGCCUUUUGAACAAUCGAUCCUUUAAAGUUACAGUCGUUGACAAAGUCGCAAAUAAUGGCAACACGGCACUCCACAUAGCAGUGGGUAAUGUCACGGAUCAGGAAUUUUUAAGGAAAUUGUUGGGGGUCACACCGGAGAACACACAACUAUCUAAUGUUCAAAAUUCAGAUGGAAGCACACUACUUCAUGUUGCUGCUAUGGUUGGCGACGUUAUAGUUGCUGAGAUGUUGGUGGCAAGAGAAGCAGCGUUGUUGUUCACCAAGGAUAAAAAGCAUAGGUUACCACUUGCCAUAGCUCUUUUAAAUCUGGAUGAAAAGAUGUCUCGAUUUCUGAAGGAUCAAAUGAUCAAAUACAGAGAAUGGAAUACUGAUGUGCUUUCAGGCAUAUCUGGUGAUGAGCUUCUAGUUAUUCUUAUUUCUUCAAAACAAUUUGAGAAAGCGAAUGAAUGGCUAAAGCCUCUCCAUAAAACCAGAUACUAUAGUGACGCCGUGCUGAUGGCUAUAGCCCAAAAUUUCCCAUCUGAACUCAAUGCAUUGGAAAAAUAUAUAGUUGUCUAUGUUAAAAGGACAGAUAUAAUACAUCGGAGAGUAAAGGGCAUUCUUAAAACUGCUUCUGAUUAUAUGGUUAGUAGAUGUGUUCCAUUAUGUGGUUCCUGUCUUCAAAAAAUAUUCAACUCAUUCAGUACAGGGAUUGAAUGGAUUAUUAUGUUUUUCCUGCUAAUCCCUAAGAUGUUAGAGAGAGCUCGAGUUUAUAACGACGCCAUAAAGUUAUUAAAUCACGUAUGUUCUUCCAUACAUGAUAAUUAUCAGCCUAUUUCUGAACACCAUCGCUAUUACAAGGAUCCGAUUUUCGAAGCAACAAGGCAAAAUGCAUACGAGGUUGUGCAACAAAUUGUCCUCCGCUUCCCGAAUGCAAUUUGGAGUGCCAAUGAAGAUGGUCACAACAUUGUUCAAUAUGCUGUGAUAAAUCGCUCGGAAAAUGUGUACAAUGUACUAUAUCAAAUGAACAAACAUAAGAACACUUAUAAAACAAUUAAAGACCCUUCUCAGAACAACCUUUUGCAUUUGGCUGCAAGAUUGGCACCUGCCAGCAGAUUGAAUCUAAUAUCAGGUGCAGCUUUACAAGUACAACAUGAACUAAAGUGGUUUAAGGAAGUUAAAAGAUUUGUAAGUCCUCUAUGUAUCACAGAAAAGAACUCUUUUGGCGAAACACCUGAAAUGGUAUUUACACGAGAACACAAGGAGUUGGUGAUUGAGGGAGAAAAGUGGAUCAAGACCACUGCAGAGUCUUACACCAUUACAGUUGCAUUAAUAACCACCAUUGUGUUUGCGGCAGCUAUUACAGUGCCCGGAGGAAACAAUCAGGAUAUGGGGAUACCACUUUUUACUAACAACCCAGCCUUCACAAUAUUUGCAAUAUCAGAUGCCAUAUCAUUAUUCACAGCUGUUACUUCAUUGCUAAUAUUCUUGUCGAUUCUCACCACACGUUUUGCUCAGCAGGACUUUCUCUACAAGUUGCCAACAAAGUUAAUGGUUGGUUUGGUCAUGUUGUUGACCUCAACUACAGCCAUGAUAGUAGCUUUUGGUGCUACGCUAUAUCUUGUAUUUGGCCAAGGGAACUCGAAGAUUCUUAUUCCAAUAGUUGUGCUGACAUGCCUAUCAAUUAUUUCUUUUGUAAUCCUGCAAUUUCCUCUCAUUAGAGACUUGAUGACUGCCAGAUUUGGUCGUAGUAUUUUUGGUAAGAAAAGAGAUGAACCCUUCUAUUAAGUCUUCUUUCCCAGUUAUAGAAUGGUGGACUCAAUAGAGUUCAAAAAUGAUUAAAAGUAUUGAGUAAUUUUGAAUUGGAUAUAUGUUGUCACUACUUUGUAAUAUGACACUUGCUUAAUUUGAGAAAUUAAAUAUUCGCAUGAUGGUGA
Messenger RNA from Lactuca sativa (garden lettuce), 2464 nucleotides. RefSeq lists its product as uncharacterized. NCBI's taxonomy places the organism in Eukaryota, Viridiplantae, Streptophyta, Magnoliopsida, Asterales, Asteraceae. The record is from RefSeq and is a predicted model, not a curated record. Gene Ontology annotation, molecular function: protein binding. Gene Ontology annotation, cellular component: membrane.